AUUUAAGAAGGCGUAUUAGAAUUUCAAAAUCCCGGAAACUACAUAGUACAUACGCUCCGCCAUCUCUCUCGCUCUUUCUCUCUCCUCAUACCCCAAUUCAAUUUGAGUUGCAGUGAGCUUCUUCCUCAUCAAUCACCAUUUUUCCACCUUUACUUUUCUCUCACUCUUCAAAAAUGUUGAUCAUCAUUCACAACUUUUAAAACCACAAACUCAAUUAUUCUCUCUCCUCCCCCUUCAAUGGCGACGGCGGCAUUCAAGUCGACGUCGAGAAGAACCUCAAUCGGAGGAGACGCCAAUUCAAGCAGCAGCAGCAGCAGCACACAGAACUCUCACCGGCGUUCACGGAGCGUUAGCCGCUUUUCUCACCGGAUUCCGGCAGAAAUCUUGCCGGAGGAACCACCGUCAGCGAGUCGCAGGGGUAAAUUCGUAAAUACAGUAAGAGGUUCCGGAGUUCUUCCCGAAAUUAGCCUCGAUGAUCUCGCCAUUCAGAUGUUUUCGUCUAGUGAUUUUGGUGAAAGAGGACGAACGACGACUUCUUCUGAGGUUUCUUCGGCGAAUAUUGAUGUCGAUAAUACGGCGUCGUAUCGCCGAGGGAGGUCAGUUUCAAGGCGUGGGUCAAAGGUUGGUGAAUUAAGGAGUAAUAAUUUUGGUGACAAAGUUGGAGUUUCUGGUGCUGCUUCUAGAAGGAGGAGGUCACUUUCUGUGACUCCUAAAUACCAAAUUAGCGAUUCUGAGAAUGAACACAUUCAGAAAAACAGAAGUCAUGUCAAGCCCAAAGAACUAAACAUUUGGAGCAAACAAAAACCUUUGAUGCAGUCAACAUCUUCUAAUCAGCAAAAAGGAUUACGGAGGUGCUCUAGCCAGAAAGAUUUCUUGAAGUCAUAUGAUGGUUACUCUAGCUAUUCCUCCACGUUAACUGAUGAUGAAGGGAAUGAUGCUUGUUACAAUUCUAACCGAAGAACAAAGGAAAUGCAAAUACAAGCUGCACCUGGACUAAAUAAGGUUAAGGUUGAGAAGCAACUGUCAAAAACUGCUAGUAAUAAUGGUCUGCAAUCAGCAGAUUCUGAUGUUCUUAAGGCUGUUUCGACUAUAAGAAGGAAUUACAAGACAAAACUUGAAGAGUCUGAAAAGCGUAAACAAGAACUCCUUGCUGAAAUAAUGUUGGAGGAGGAACGUGGUAAGGAGCUUAAAAAAAUUGUUGUGGAACUACUUCCUAACGCGAAGAGCAUUCCUGUUAAAAGAGCUGCAAGAGGAAGAAAGAGAAGCACUGAUAGAAACAAAAUGUCUAUGCAAUUAGUAGAAGACGCGGAUAAAAUUAUUGAAGAGUUCAUUUCUAGUGUUGAAGAGACAGAUAUCUCUUCAUUUGACGGUGAAAGGAGCGAUACCAGUUCUGUUUUUGGAGGAGCAAUAAAGCCAAUGCUGCAAUUUGGAGAUACAGAAUCUUUCAAAAGUUCACUGAGAUCGGAUUUGCUUCCUGGUGAAAUGGACGGGGUUGUUCUUCCUUGGUUGAAGUGGGAGACUGGCAAUGAUGGCACUCCUCUAUUGGGGAAUGAUAAUAAGGAACAUCCUACAACUCCAAAAACCGUUCUUCAGGACACACGGAAGAUGACUGCCGAGGUAGCACAAGAGCAAAGCUCUAUAUCGAAAAGUAGCCAUGGGAGUUGGAGUCCUGGAGUUGUUGAUAGCUUCUCUCUGGAUGCAGGAGAGGUUGAGAGCUGCAAAAGUCAACUCUUAUCUCAAGUGCCCAGAAGGUCGCGGGUGGACAUAGAGAAAUAUCUAAAACUUCCAAGCAACGAGGCUUUGCUUUCAGAAAGAUGGAAACAACGGGAAAGUAUCAACACAGGUGGUCUCCUGAUUUGUUACAGUGGCUCUGUAGGAGAAUUUCUUUUUUGAAAGAUUGUAGCAAUCGAUCCCAUUUUAGGUGCAUUGGUCAUUAGCACACACCUCUGUCAAUUCUCACUCAGUGCAAAUUUCUGAGACUUUGUAUUUAGACUAAGGUCUCGCUUGUUUCGCUUUACUUGCCUAGGUGGAGAUAUCUUGCAGCAAUUAUGUAUUGUCUCCGCACUGAGCUGCUGUACAAAGUACUGUCGCUACUAGCAUUUAAUACUACUAGAUGCAGUUUCAUAGUUUUA
Messenger RNA from Beta vulgaris subsp. vulgaris (sugar beet), 2132 nucleotides. RefSeq lists its product as hypothetical. The transcript is spliced from 7 exons. The coding region runs from base 238 to 1893 and encodes 551 amino acids. NCBI's taxonomy places the organism in Eukaryota, Viridiplantae, Streptophyta, Magnoliopsida, Caryophyllales, Amaranthaceae. The record is from RefSeq and is a predicted model, not a curated record.